This is a messenger RNA of Aspergillus ochraceoroseus IBT 24754, 731 nucleotides long. Its product is annotated as 40S ribosomal protein uS15. The record is from RefSeq and is a predicted model, not a curated record. NCBI's taxonomy places the organism in Eukaryota, Fungi, Ascomycota, Eurotiomycetes, Eurotiales, Aspergillaceae. Gene Ontology annotation, molecular function: small ribosomal subunit rRNA binding; structural constituent of ribosome. Gene Ontology annotation, cellular component: cytosolic small ribosomal subunit; nucleolus; ribosome. The transcript is spliced from 4 exons. Bases 26 to 481 code for a protein of 151 amino acids. Gene Ontology annotation, biological process: translation.
CCGACAACGCCAAAACACAUUCAAGAUGGGUCGUCUUCACUCCAAGGGAAAGGGCAUUUCGUCCUCCGCUCUCCCCUACUCUCGCACUCCUGCCGCCUGGGUUAAGACCACCCCCGACCAGGUUGUCGAGCAGAUCUGCAAGCUCGCCAGAAAGGGUGCUUCCCCCUCCCAGAUCGGUGUUGUCCUCCGUGACAGCCACGGCAUUGCCCAGGUCAAGACCGUGACCGGUAACAAGAUCCUCCGUAUCCUGAAGUCCAACGGCCUUGCCCCCGAACUCCCUGAGGAUCUGUACCACCUUAUCAAGAAGGCUGUUGCUGUCCGCAAGCACCUUGAGCGCAACCGCAAGGACAAGGACUCCAAGUUCCGCCUCAUUCUCAUCGAGUCCCGUAUCCACCGUCUGUCCCGCUACUACAAGACCGUCGGUGUUCUCCCUCCCACCUGGAGAUACGAGAGCUCCACCGCCAGCACCAUGGUCGCCUAAACGAUCGGCAACCCAAUUGUUUAGCAAAAACCGUUGUUACCUGGUGUGAUCGGUUCGUCGGUUCCAGGAUCCCGCCGCUCUAUCAUUUCCUCCUAUGCGCUGUUUCUCGUUCUGGAAUGGACGUUUUCGGCACGUAGGUGAGCCAGGCAGGCGCCCAUUAGCCCCAGCGGGGGGGGGUUGGAUCAGUAUUUAGUCUUGGCUAGAUGUCCGAUUUGCCUGUGAUCAUGGCCGCGAGUCUAAAAUUAAAAAG